CUUUGCCUUGGAAACUGAGGUGACAAGAGGGUGGUGCUGCAGUUCGUAUCUCGAUGCUUAGCUGUUAGAAUUCAGCUCCUGCCUGCUCGAGCAACCAUGUCAGAAGGGGACAGCAUUGGUGAGUCUGUUCAUGGAAAGCCUUCUGUGGUCUAUAGAUUUUUCUCAAGACUUGGACAGAUCUACCAGUCCUGGUUAGACAAAUCUACGCCAUAUACUGCGGUGCGAUGGAUUGUAACUUUGGGUCUGAGUUUUAUCUACAUGAUUAGAGUUUAUUUACUGCAGGGUUGGUACAUUGUGACAUACGCCUUGGGAAUCUACCACCUAAAUCUCUUCAUAGCUUUCUUGUCGCCAAAGGUAGACCCCUCUUUAAUGGAAGAUUCAGAUGACGGUCCUUCCUUACCUACAAGGCAAAAUGAAGAAUUCCGGCCUUUCAUUAGAAGGCUCCCAGAGUUUAAAUUCUGGCACUCUGCCACUAAAGGAAUCCUGGUUGCUAUGGCAUGUACGUUCUUCGAGGCGUUCAACGUUCCUGUUUUUUGGCCAAUCCUUGUGAUGUACUUCAUUAUGCUAUUUUGUAUCACUAUGAAGAGGCAAAUCAAGCACAUGAUAAAGUACAGAUAUAUACCUUUCACACAUGGCAAGAGGAAAUACAAAGGGAAAGAAGAUGUGGGAAAGACCUUUGCUAGCUAGAAGAUGCAAUCAACCUGUUGACCAGUUCUACUUCUAACUAAAGGAACGAUUUUGAGCCAUUGUAACAAUGCCUUUUUUCUUCAUAAAAAAUGAUUAACAGAGUGGUGACAAAGCAGUUGAAUUUUCAUUUUAAGAGGAUCUUGCUGUUUUUAUCUGAACUAUCAGUUUCUUGAAGAAACUGGCAUUCUAACCAAAUUGCAUUGAGUUUAUUAUCUUUUGUAAGAAGUUGGAGAAACUUUGGAUAAUCCCAUGGAUUUGGGGUAAUGUAUUUCUUCAAAGAUCCAUUGCACUGGAGAGAUUAAUGGCUUAGAGUUGGAUAUUUUUACAUAGUUCUCCUGCUCAAUAUCACCCUGAAGUGCUGUGCACAUAUGUGGAGGAAAAAUGUAAGAUGGCACACGUGAUGCUGUUUUCUGCUUCAUGGCCGUGUGCUACUUUCAUAGAAAAAUACAGUAGACCUAAGUAGAUGCAGAACUUAAGCCAGUUUCCUAAAUGCAUGGUAUUACUGAGUUAUAACCAAAUAUAGGUAGGAAUAAGAAAUCUACUGAAUUACGCAAUUUGCAGUAGGGAGAAAAUACUCAUGUAGCUUCUGAAGUAACUCCUUUGUGUUGGGUUUUAAUGCCAGUUUCACCAUUACAUCUCCUAGCAGGUGCUAAAAUUGGGCUCUUUUGUGAUGACUCAAAACUUUGUCCAAACUAUCACAAUUUCCUUUGAGGACCUGGAAUUAUAAUUGUUAUUAGAUGGAAUUUCUUUCAUAUGUAAGAGUUUCUUGAUUAAUUUAAGGUGAGUUCAUGCAGCCCCUUCUGAAUAUACCCAAACUGGCCAUAGCAGACAAACGGUGUGGGUUUUGACACAGCUUUUCAUUUUCUAUGGGGAAAAAAAAAGAGAUAAAUGACCUGCAUGUGAACUUUUUCAUGUGAUACAACUGCAGUUUUAUUAAGUGCUUUUUAAUUCCAAAAUUUAUUAAAAGACAGUGUCCCCCUUUA
Opisthocomus hoazin is the source of this 1670-nucleotide messenger RNA. RefSeq names its product retention in endoplasmic reticulum sorting receptor 1 (gene RER1). The record is from RefSeq and is a predicted model, not a curated record. Gene Ontology annotation, cellular component: Golgi membrane. Gene Ontology annotation, biological process: protein retention in ER lumen; retrograde vesicle-mediated transport, Golgi to endoplasmic reticulum. NCBI's taxonomy places the organism in Eukaryota, Metazoa, Chordata, Aves, Opisthocomiformes, Opisthocomidae.